GAAGGAUUUUGGUGAAAAUGAACUUUUUGCUUAGAAAUAACCAGAAUUCAGCUCAGCAGCUGCCGUCUAUUAAGGAGACUCAUGCAGCAAUCAAUUAUGUGUCAAAAGGGGCUACAACUUUAGGAGGACUAAUUUCUGAGGAACCAUUUACAGGAACCCCGCCUCCAGUAACUCACAAUGUAGAAGGUGAUGAAUUUGGGGAUAUGGACAACAAGAUAGCAGUUCCAGAUGAAAAUAAUGGCUCUCAAGUUGAUAGCCAUAUAGACGUUACAGAAGAUGCUGGAUUGAUAAUUAUUCCAUCUAAAGAAAUUCCUGACAAUUGGUUCGGGGCACCAGACAUCUUUUCAUUUCGGUCACUUGAUCGCAACUUUGUUUUUCCUGGCGAACAAAUUGGAAUUCUUGCAUGCCUGUCUGCCUAUAAACAGGACACAGAAAUAAUUACACCAUUUAAAGUUGCCGCUGUCAUGAACAAAAAUGGUAUUGGAGAGAGGUCCACGAAACAAAAUGGAAGCAUCGAAGGAGAAACAAGCCCAGGUACUCAGUCAUUGAGGGCAGGUUCUGAAGACCGAGAUAAUCAACAUGGUGAACAUGUGAUGGAAGGAAAUACUGAUUCGCAUAAGGAUAUCUCUGCUGGGGAAUCUCUUCUUAGGAUGGAAGAUCACAGGAGACAGACUGAACAAUUGCUACACAGAUUUGAAAAUUCACAUUUUUUUGUGCGAGUUGCAGAGUCAGAUGAACCACUUUGGUCCAAGAGAAGAGCUCAAGAACGCUUUCUGAAAUCUUCAACUGCAUUCGAGGAACAACUGAAUGAAGAGUCCUCAGAAACCCUAACAGCCACUAGAAUGAAUAAUUCACUAAGUGUUUCAAUUGACAGAGGACACUUUGAUGCUCGCACAUCUGGUGGACUGGCAAGAGGCGCUGUCAACUGCAGGGCCCUUUCAAAUGGAGACAUAGUGGUGCUUUUACAUGUGAAUGUUGGUGUUCAGUUUGUUAAGGAUCCGGUCCUGGAGAUUCUUCAAUUCGAGAAGUAUGAGAAAACAAAGCCAGCCCUUGUGAAGCAGGAUAUUCCUACUGCUCUGAAUCAAGAUCCUUAUGGCGAGUUACUCAAAUGGUUGCUACCUUUAGAAAAUUCUGUUCUUCCUCCACCUCGCCCUUUGUCCCCUCCCACAUUAAGUACUAGUUCGAGUAUUCGGAGCACACCCUCAAAACCCAUAGUGUCCGGGUCUUCAGGCUCUCAGCUUUUUUCUUUUGGUCAUUUUAGAAGUUAUUCCAUGUCCUCGCUUCCACCUAAUUUGUCACCACCCCCAGCUAUGCCUCCCAGCACCACCAAACCUGCCUUUGAUCCGGAAGAUUGGAAUCAGUUUUCUUUCAAACAGUUUGUCGAAAGUGGGAAAAGUGGAAAAGAAGGAUUGCUGUCUUUCCGUGGUGUGCCAUUGCAGCAGGAGAGAUUUUCUGUUCGGUGUGGUUUGGAAGGAAUUUUUACACCAGGAAGAAGAUGGAAAAGAAAGGUUGAAUUAAUUCAGCCCGUAGAAAUUCGUUCCUUUUCUGUUGAUUGCAACUCGGAUGAUCUUCUUUGCGUCCAUGUGAAGAAUGUUUCUCCUUCACAUGUACCGGAUAUGGUGGUGUAUAUAGACGACAUAACAAUAAUUUUUGAAGAGGCAGCACAAGGUGGACCACUAUUAUUUCUGCCAAUUGCUUGCAUUGAAUCUGGAAGUGGAUACUGUUUACCUAAUUUAGCACUCAGGAGAGGUGAAGAACACUCUUUCAUUCUCAAGCCAGCUACUACUUUGUGGAGGCACUCCAAGGGUCAAAAUGAUAGUGACUCACGGCCAUCGGGCUUGCCCGCUGGAAAUGCCUCAUCAAACUGGCAAAACGUGUCCAAUAUUGAAAAUAAACAUGGUGGAUCACUUACUGAUCAGUAUGCAGUUCUGGUUUCAUGUCGAUGCAAUUAUACCGCAUCAAAGUUGUUCUUUAAGCAACGGACCAGCUGGAGGCCCCGAAUUUCAAGGGAUCUUAUGAUAUCCGUGGCAUCUGAAAUGUCAACACAAACUCUUGGAUCUGAUGGAACAAAGCUUCCAGUUCAGGUCUUAACUCUUCAAGCAUCUAAUAUGACACCGGACAAUCUGACUCUAACAGUUCUUGCCCCAGCUUCAUUCACUUCUCCCUCUGUAGUGCCUUUGAGUGGUUCGCCUACCUCACCUUUGAGUUGGUUUUCUCCUUCUGCUGGGUUAAUUGAGAGGGUGAACACUGAUACGCAAGGACAAAAGGUAGAAGAUGGGCCGGUAUCUGAAGCUCCAAACAGUGAUCUGGGUUGCACCCAUUUAUGGUUGCAGAGUAGAGUUCCACUGGGAUGUGUUCCUUCUCAAUCUAUGGCAACCGUCAAGCUUGAAGUACUUCCGCUGACUGAUGGUAUAAUCACCCUUGAUUCUCUACAGAUAGAGGUUAAGGAGAAAGGACUGACUUAUAUACCCGAGCAAUCUUUGAAGAUAAAUGCAACUUCAAGCAUUGCCACUGGUGUACUGUGA
Messenger RNA from Striga hermonthica, 2525 nucleotides. Lineage: Eukaryota; Viridiplantae; Streptophyta; Magnoliopsida; Lamiales; Orobanchaceae. The record is from the annotation of a GenBank genome assembly.